UUUGGGAAAAGUGGAAAUACAAUUAUAGAUGAUUUUAUUCGUAAAAAAAAAUUAAGAUGGAUUCCUUAUAAUAAAUUUAAAAAUGUUGAAUAUCUUAAUGAAGGAGGAUUUGGUACUAUAUACAAAGCUAUUUGGUUAAAAAAUAAUGAAAAUAAAAUAGAAGUAAUUCUUAAAUGUCACAAGAAUUUAAAUGAAAAUUUAAAUGAAUUUUUGAAAGAAUGGGACUAUCAUAGGAAUUGUUUAAAUUCAUCACUUGAUAUUGUAAAUUUUUAUGGAUUUACAGAAGAUCCAAAUAUUUCAAAAUAUAUGGUAGUAAUGGAUUAUGCAAAUAAUGGUAAUUUAAGAGAAAAUUUAACAAGAAUGGUCAAAAAUAAUUGGAAUAAAAAAUUAUGUAUGUUGUACAGAAUUAUUUCUGGACUUAGUAUAAUACAUGAAAAAAAUCUUAUUCAUUGUGAUUUACAUGAUGGUAAUAUUUUAAAUCAUAAUGAGAAUAUGAUUUAUAUUAGUGAUUUAGGAUUAUGCCAACCUGUAAAAUCAUUUUUGAAAAAGUAUGAUAUUUAUGGUGUUAUACCAUUUAUGGCUCCUGAAGUUUUAAGAGGCAAAUCUUAUACUCCAGCUAGUGAUAUAUAUAGUUUUUCUAUGAUUAUGUGGGAAUUUACAUCUGGAGUUCCACCAUUUAAUUAUAGAGCACAUGAUAUUCAACUUAUUUUAAGUAUUUGUAAAGAUGGUGAACGUCCUGAAAUUAUUGAAAAUACUCCACAAUGUUAUGUAGAUUUAAUGAAAAGAUGUUGGAAUGAAGAUCCAUUAAAAAGACCAUCUUCUAAAGAAGUAUUGAAAAUUAUUGAAAAAUGGAUUUUCUGUCCUGAUAAUGAUGAAGUCAAUGAUGAAUUAAAAAGCAACAUUAUGGAAUUUAUAAAUGCACCAAUUGGGCAGCAUAACAAUCUUGUUACUAAAUCUCAUCCUAAAGCAUGUUAUACAAGUCGCUUACUUGAUUUUACUAGUAAAAAAUUGAAUGAAAUUCUUGAAAGCGAAGAUUUACAAGCUUAUUAUUCAAGUCAAUCCACUAGUGAAAAAGUAAAUGAAAUUCUUGAAAAUGAGGAUUCACAAGCUGAAGAUUUGGAUGAUUGUAUAGUUAAUUUGAAGUCAUUAGAUAUUAAAACAGAUGAAAAUUAA
Rhizophagus irregularis DAOM 181602=DAOM 197198 is the source of this 1173-nucleotide messenger RNA. The record is from RefSeq and is a predicted model, not a curated record. Lineage: Eukaryota; Fungi; Glomeromycota; Glomeromycetes; Glomerales; Glomeraceae.